UCGAAUACACAGUUCAGUUUGUUUUAGUUUACAGAGAUAGCGGUCUGUCACGAGGCGACAAAAGUCCACCCUGGCACGUUAAAGCUAGCUUUGAAUACCUGCCAAAAGCGCAGAGCAACUCCCCUGCCGACGCCUGCGUCUCGCUGCCUGCGUCGUAGCACCGCGGCGGACUCGAGUGACACCAGCCGUCGAGUUAGCGGGAGAGCUAAGGUUUCCCCCAUGUCCUCUGAAGAAGGGCUCAGUUCAGCGAUCACAGACUGGUUUUUCCUCAAUUCUUGGUGGAUCCUGCUUCCGUUCAUCAUGCUUCUCGUAGUCGUUGCCUUCAUUGUUGCGUUUGUGCUGCUGCUGUACAUGAUAUCGCCCCUCAUUAGUCCCAAGCCAUUGAAACUGAACGGGGCCCACGUCGUGGUGACUGGAGGCUCAAGUGGAAUUGGAAAAUCCAUUGCAAUUGAGUGCUACAGGCAAGGAGCAUUCAUCACUCUGGUGGCACGAGAUGAGGAGAAAUUACUGAGGGCAAAGAAAGAGGUGGAGAAAUUUGCCAUCAAUGACAAGCAGGUGGUGCUCUGUGUGUCAGUGGAUGUUUCCAGUGAUUACACUCAAGUGGAAAAUGUGAUAAAACAGGCACAAGAGAAGCUUGGGCCUGUUGACAUGCUUGUGAACUGCGCUGGAACAUCCAUUUCAGGAAAGUUUGAGGAAAUGGAGGUAGAGCGUUUUAAAGAAAUGAUCGAGUUAAACUACCUGGGUAGCGUUUAUCCAACACGAGCUGUCAUAACCACCAUGAGGGAGCGAAGAAUGGGCCGCAUCAUGUUCGUGUCCUCGCAGGCAGGCCAGAUCGGUCUGUUUGGGUACACUGCUUACUCCCCAUCCAAGUUUGCGCUGCGUGGCUUGGCAGAGUCGCUCCAGAUGGAGAUAAAGCCAUACAAUAUCUAUGUGACUGUGGCGUUUCCACCUGACACUGACACCCCGCUGCUGGCUGAAGAGAACAAAUCAAAGCCCUUGGAGACAAAACUCAUUUCUGAAACCUCUGGUAUUUGGCAGCCAGACCAAGUAGCGAAGAUCCUGGUCAAAGAUGCAGUGCAGGGAAAUUUCAACAGCUCCGUCGGCCCUGAUGGCUACAUGCUGUCGGCACUCACCUGUGGCAUGUCCCCUGUCACCUCCAUCACAGAAGGUCUCCAGCAGAUUGUCACCAUGGGGCUAUUUCGGACCAUUGCUCUCUUCUACCUGGGGAGCUUUGACAGCAUUGUGCGCCGCUGCAUGAUUCAGAGGGAGCAAUCCAAAGCAACCGACAAGAGAGAGUAACAGCAGCCUUACCGUCUUUACAGCCCAGUACUUCUCCUUCCCCACAGUCCCUUCAUCUAAUCCCUUCCUCCAGCUACACAAGUGCACUACCAUAGGUUUGGAGGGAAGAAAGGGCCACGUCAUGAGAUUAGAUGGAAGAAGGUAGCAGGUGUUUACUGUUUACUUGUCCAGUGAUACAGCUUCUCCCUAACUUAUAUAAUCAUUUUUACUUUUCUGUCCAUUCGGAGCAUUCCAGUGACUUUGAUUUAAUGUGUCCUCCAGCUUCUUUUGUGGGAACUGUCUUUUUUGAGAGGAGUGAGGGCAGACCAAACAUCCCAAAGCCAGAUUUUGAAGUAGGCAGGCCUUGGGAACCAAUGACAGAUAUUAGGCCAUGUCUGCUUUUAUUUGCACAGGGCUGUUUUGAGAGGAAAAGCAACCUGAAAGCAAUAUGGCCUCAAAUUCCCUUUCCCCAAAAACUGCAGUGAAGUAACUUUAACCUUCAGUCACAUUGUUGCAUGUAUUACAGAACCAUCUCCCUUUUUUUUCAGACAGAGAAUCUAACACUCUUUAUCAAAUAAGACCAUAUUUCUCUUAGUUUUCGUACCACUAGUCUUUGCAGGCAAAGCACCUUCCCUUUUUGACUGAAUAGCCUCUUAUGUUUGAAAUCGGUCAUGACCCUCAGUGUUUUGUUUACGCUGUGGGACAUUUUGUUUUCGUGCUCCAUGUGUGAACUAAGCUGUGAUGUGAUAGAACAGUGCUCUUCAUUGAUAUCAGAAAGUAACAGUGUUUUUGUUUUCUGUCAUUUUAUGUUUGCAAAUGUAAAAAAUAUUUCCACUAAAUGAUAAACAUUCAGAAAUUUUCCAUGCAGUUUGGGGGAACAUAAUUGCAAGUGAAAUGUGUGCAUGAGUAUAUGUUGUGUUUUUAUGCUGAUCUAACCAACCCACAAGGGAGGGAAAAGCCAUUUAAUUUAAUCUUUAGUAUGAAAACGCUAAACUUUUUUCUUUUUUUUUCCUCAUCACUGAGCUAAAACUAUGAAGUCACAAGAUGGGGGAGGGGGGAACGCACAUGAUUUAAUUUUUCACCUGUGCAAGCUCAUACAGUCCGCCUUCGCUUCCCUCCCUUUUGAAAAAUAGUUAAAGAAAGCUCAUCAUUUUAACUUGCAGUUCUGUGUGUCGACACACAAAUUCACCCGCCACAGUAAGGAUCCACUUACUGUCAGGCUGGUGCGUCAGGGCAGGGCACGACUUGCUGGAUCAAGUCAUGUCUCUGAAGGUCCGCUGAGGGCGCUGGAGAUUUGUUUUACAUGAAGGCCAAAUGUCAAAAGUCCAUGUCCUUGUGACUUUGACUUGCUGUCAAGCACAGCUGGGAAUUUGAAAUUCCCUAAAUGACAAUAUCAAUUCCUUCCUGAUGUUUGUCAAGCCUCAGAAAAAACAUAUAUUUAUCAUAUGACUUUCCUACUGUUUUGCAUACAGAGGCACAAAAACUAGUUUAACACUGACUCUUGCAGGUCUUCCUUUGGUCCAUUAUAAUGGGGAGAAUGUACUUUACUGCAAAGCACACAGAUCAGGACAUUGAAAUAUUAUUUUUUAAAUACAUCAAUAUUUGAAUACCAAAAUGUGUCAACAUUGUUCAUAGAAGCAAUGCAUUUAUUUGUGAUUUAUCUAGAUAUCACUGCUCUGUUGAUCUUAGUUGGUUAAAAACGAUGGAGCAGUGUGGGGACCCAUUCUAAGCCUUAAGACGUAAUGACAAAUUAUACAAGUGCUAUGAGGAUGGAACUGUUGACGGAACAGUGUGACUUAACCCACAUGUGGUUUAGCGGGUCAUUUAAUGUUCUUUUGCUGUGUAUUUGGUCAGUUUCUUAUCUUUGUAUGACAAAAGAAGCCUUACUACGGUCCAAGACAUGAAAGUGAGAAUGAAUGACUCAUGUUUGAUGAUGUUCUCAUUUGAUAUUGGUGAAAGGCAUGCAGUCCAGCUAUUAAGAUCUUUUUGUUAUCGUACAUGUAUUGCUUUCAAAAGUUCUUUUUCCCUGCGGUAGCAGCCCAGUUUAGUUUAAGGAACAUGUAGCUCAUGUAAAAGCAGUUUUGUUGUGACACCUUUUAAGCUAUGCAAUUAAAGCCUGUUCUUACAAUAUGAUUGAACAUACAGCUAAUGUUGGAAGUUCUGUGGCAGUCACACUAGUUUUCCCCUGUUGAUGUUACAAGUACAUUUCUAAUGCUUUUAAGAAUAUUGAACAUGAAUGCCAUGCUACACUGAUUUCAUUCUUCUUUGUUGCUUUUUUCUGCCAAAAUAAACUGAACACCUUCACCUUGUGUGCCAUUCAAAGUGAAUUUGACAAGUGAAAUGUUUCUGUCAUAUUUUCUUACAUGAUUUAAGAAUUAAAAACCCGU
Cololabis saira (Pacific saury) is the source of this 3665-nucleotide messenger RNA. It is a transcript of the gene kdsr, whose product is annotated as 3-ketodihydrosphingosine reductase. NCBI's taxonomy places the organism in Eukaryota, Metazoa, Chordata, Actinopteri, Beloniformes, Belonidae. The transcript is spliced from 10 exons. The record is from RefSeq and is a predicted model, not a curated record. Gene Ontology annotation, biological process: sphingolipid biosynthetic process. Gene Ontology annotation, molecular function: 3-dehydrosphinganine reductase activity. Bases 220 to 1299 code for a protein of 359 amino acids. Gene Ontology annotation, cellular component: endoplasmic reticulum membrane.